AUGGGGCGGUACAUCCCGCCAGAAGCCCUCGACCGCAGCCUCUCCCUGAACGCUGCCUCUGGCAAAGGCCACGCGCUUGGGAAACGCGCACGUCCAUCUGGCGCUCUCGUCGUGCGCUUCGAGCUUCCCUUCGCAGUCUGGUGUACUACCUGCGACCCUGAGCAGAUCAUCGGGCAGGGUGUCCGAUUCAAUGCUGAGAAGACCAAAGUUGGCAAUUAUUACAGCACACCGAUCUGGGCAUUUCGCUUCAAGCAUACUGUAUGCUGUGGGACCAUCGAGGUGCGGACGGAUCCUAAAGCGGCGGAGUAUGUGGUCACUGAAGGAGGACGGAGAAGAGACUACGGAACGAUCAAGGAGGAGCAGUGGGGCGUGUUGGCGGACGGUAAGGCGAGCGAGGCGGAGAAGGAGCGCCUAGAAAAGGAGGGUGGUUUCGCAGUUUUGGAGAAGGUGAAAGAUGAGAAGGCGGAGAAGCUGACAGCGAGUAGGAGGGUGCAGGAGUUGUGGGAGGAUGGUCUUUUGAAGUGGGGAGAUCCUUACGAGAGGAGUCGGGCUCUGCGCAGGGAGUUCAGAGUGGGCCGGAGGAAGAGGCAGGAAGACGCAAGGACGGGAGGAGCGCUGGCCGAACGAUAUGCACUAGGUCUCGAGAUGCUUCCGCUUCAGGACGGCGAUGCGGAGGCAGCAAAGGAGAUUGACUUCGGUGGGGACCUUGAGACUGUGCGAACCGAGACAAAGCCACUAUUCCGAGCGAAAGAUGGGCAACAAACGUCCGCUCAGCCGGACAACGCCCUGGUAAAGUCGGGCUCAUCCAGCAAGCACAGUCCGCAGGCAGCCCAGCGAAAGGCGAAGCUACUGGAUGCACUGAAAGGCAACACGCGUCCCAAGCACAGCCCAUUCCUUGAUCACACAGUCGGGACUGUCUGGGCGCCACAGGUAAAGCGACGGAGGCAACAACAGGUCACGUCGAAUAAGGCCGCUGAUGACCCAGCAUCGUCUCACCACACACACGACACGGUUGCGGAUGCAGACACGCAGCUUCUGCGGAAGAGAGAAGCGACCGAUACCAAUUCACAACAGACAAACGCCCCCGUUGGUCUUGUUGCGUAUGACUCCGACAGCAGCUGA
Cyphellophora attinorum is the source of this 1122-nucleotide messenger RNA. RefSeq lists its product as uncharacterized. NCBI's taxonomy places the organism in Eukaryota, Fungi, Ascomycota, Eurotiomycetes, Chaetothyriales, Cyphellophoraceae. The record is from RefSeq and is a predicted model, not a curated record. The transcript has a single exon. Gene Ontology annotation, cellular component: U2-type spliceosomal complex; post-mRNA release spliceosomal complex. The coding region runs from base 1 to 1122 and encodes 373 amino acids. Gene Ontology annotation, biological process: mRNA splicing, via spliceosome.